Messenger RNA from Etheostoma spectabile (orangethroat darter), 1216 nucleotides. RefSeq names its product pulmonary surfactant-associated protein D-like. The record is from RefSeq and is a predicted model, not a curated record. The transcript has 5 exons. NCBI's taxonomy places the organism in Eukaryota, Metazoa, Chordata, Actinopteri, Perciformes, Percidae. Gene Ontology annotation, cellular component: multivesicular body.
CAAAUCUAAAAAUGCUUUGCUUGUGUUUCAUGUGGAUUGAAAAUGCGCUCAAUGUGUUGCAACAUGUUUGUUUCCAGACUUUGGAAUGCCCUUUCUGAUCAGACAUGUCGAAGCGGUGCUUCGUUUAAAAUCACUCCUCAAAACACACUCAUAUUUCUUAUACGUAUGCACUCUCACCACGUCCUCGAUCACUUUUCUUUGGAAGUAGCAAAGAAGCAGCACAUCCUGCAGAUCACUUUUCAUGUAUUCUAUGAGGAUGUUCCUACUGUUCUGCGUCCUCUGCCUGAUGUCUUCUACUGGCUACAGUCAGCUUCCAGGACCUCCUGGUCCUAAAGGUGACCCAGGACAUGUUGGGCCACCUGGGCCAGCUGGGCAACCUGGGCCAGCUGGGCCACCUGGGCCACCUGGGUUUCCUGGAGCGAGGGGACCAGCUGGACUUCCUGGAUCUGCUAUAUUCUGUGGACGAGGUGUCUCUGGUCAGGAACUGGAGACCUUAAAGAACAGCCUCGCUAAGUUAGAGCUGGUCGUGAACUAUGACUUUGUCUGAAGAGUUGGUCAGAAAUACUUUGUGUCCUACAAGAAGAGAGACUCUUUCUCCAGGGCCGUCGAGUUCUGCUCCCAACGAGGCCUAGAGCUGGCUUUGCCCCAGAACGAGGAGGAGAACAACAUACUCACUCAGGUGUUUGGGGAUGAUAACAAAACAGCCUGGAUCAACGUCAACCCUAACAAAGCUGAGGCUGAUAUGAAAAACCGACCUCUGACCUUUACGAAAUGGGGAGAAGGGCAGCCAGACAAAUCCAUCCAGGAUACAGGCUGCACCAUGCUGUCAGAAAACGCCUUCUGGAGAGUGACACACGACUGUUCUCUGAAUGCUUACAUCAUUUGUCAGAUGUAGAAAGUUGUUGUUGCCUUGCAAGUCAUGUUUUAAAUGUUGCUUUAAACAAAUGUAUAGUCUCAUAAUAUCCUGUGAAUCAAAAAUAAUGAAUUUAUCUUUUUUCUCAUUUUUAUGGAGAUAUCAUUGAAACUUCAAGGUCCGGGUUUAGGAACAAUAACCCAAUGUAAUGGUUUUCCACCAACAUCCUUGUGAUAUGUAUCUUAAUCCCUCAAAAAAAACACAUCUUGAUUGCAUCAGCAAUGUGGCAUUAUUACUCUUGUGCAAACAUUCCUCGACUAAAAAGAAUUUUAGCAAAUGAUUACACUAAUACUUUUUAUGGCU